Candidula unifasciata is the source of this 588-nucleotide messenger RNA. NCBI's taxonomy places the organism in Eukaryota, Metazoa, Mollusca, Gastropoda, Stylommatophora, Geomitridae. The record is from the annotation of a GenBank genome assembly.
AUGUGGAUUAUCUACGUACAACACACAAGAAGCAUAAGUACCGCGGUGUUGCCAAUAAACAGCAUCAGAACUAAUGACGUGGUCGAUAUCUGUGUUCUUGUUCCCUACGAUAAUUCGAGAAUGUUCUCCUCGGCUCGGGUGCUCCCGGCCGUGAACUUGGCGGUGUCAAAGGUGAAGGACGCUGGAUAUACUGCAGGAGUUAAGAUACGCAUUAACGUGGGGAACAGCGGCUGCAACUCCCGGGACGCCCCCAUUAUGGCGUUUGAAUAUUACCGUCGCCAGCAGGUGUCAGUUUUCAUCGGACCUGUUUGUGACUACAGUCUUGCACCUGUUGCAAGAUACGCACCCGUCUGGAACAUUCCGGUCAUCUCUCCGGGAGGCUUUGCCCAUGACAUGGUCAGCAAGCAGGGUCCAGAUGGUGAAUUCCCAUUGCUGACCAGAAUAGGCGUCACUUUUAACUCUCUCACACAGUCCCUAGUCGCCAUUAUGAUGGGCGAAUUUAAAUGGUCAAAAAUCAAAGUUAUUUACGACGGAGAAGCCAUGUCUAAUGUGAUGCCUCGGUUCUGCUAUCUGGCAGCGGCGUCUCUG